AUGGUAUCAAGACCAAGAUCUGCACUGAAAUGGAAUCAUUCUGACAGCGUUAUAGUGUGGUCGCGGAUGGCAGGUGAGACUGAUUCGAUAAAUGAAGAUGAAAUCAAAUCCAGGCAAAGGAGAGAAUUCGGAGAUGUGACUGUUAUCCUUGAUGGAGACGUGAAGAGGAUCUCUCCACAGUCCCUCGGCAUCCUUACCUCGACAGCUCAGACCUUUGUCCAAAAGGGGACCACCACCGAGUUUGCCACUCAAGUCUUGGGAACAACCCUAGGCUCAAACUAUGCUAAACUUGUGUCUGCAGGGUCGAGAGUUAUCUACGAUAACGAUCUCAAAUCGUCCAUAAAGAGGUUCUCUUCCCUCGAUCCUUUCCUUAUAUUCCCUACCAUCCAUCCCUCCCAAGUUAUUAUUACAGGACACACAUACGAUUCGGUAGAAAGGGUUCCUGAGAUCCCUGAAAUAGUUAACAAUGACGAGCCGAAGGAUGAAAGGCUCGAGGAGGCAACUGUUCAAUCAGUUUCCUCGUCCGAACGUAAAGAGAAGAGUUCCAAAGACAGUCUGGAGAUUAGCGAAAAUGUCGUUGCAUCUGUUCGGAAAGAAACAUCUGUUAAGAGAAAUGAGAGAGCCAACGAUGAUAUUAAACCUGCAAAUGUGGCAAAAAAUAGAUACCUACCAACAUUUACAGUGCGACAUGACUUUACAUCCAGCGGUUUUACAAACGAUUUUACAGAGCCUGCGGAAGAGGAAAGAACAGAGAAGAACGAACCUAAAGUUACAAAAUCUCAAAGAUUAUCAAAAAAUCUUUUCAAACCAGAACGAGAACCCGCCACAACAACGAAUAAACCUCCAAAAUAUGACACAGUAACGUAUUUUGGAUUUGCUGACUUCGUAACAACAGUAGGGAAUACUGUGAUCGUGUUCAUGCCAAAUACGCCAGCCUCUUCUGUGCCUCAAGACGUGACCAAGGUGAGAGGGGAGGCAACAUUACGGCCAGAGGAUGCUAUUCAUGCAACUAAAGCCCAGAGUUCUCUCAUUCAACCCACUAAAACGCAAACUAAAGUUGACGCAACGCAGGUAGUUCCACCGUACAGGCAACGUCAACAACAGAUUGAGCAAGCACGACGUAAGAACAAACCUCAAAACCAACUGAGUAGCUCGAAGUUGCUCGAAUCGUCUAUGUCGGAUAUCAAUGAAGAGGGAAAUCUUCACGCUCCAACUCAGGUAAAAUCAAGUCAGACUGAAACCGAGCCUUUAUCGAAAUACGCAUACACAGCUACCAGAGUCUUCAAUUCGGACGAACAUGCUACUGGUCUCGUCAAGUCUAUUCAUAUUAAACAUGGCUAUGAUGGAACGACGACCGAUUUUACAACAUUUGUCUAUGGCACGCAUAUAGAUGGAAAAUACACCCAACUACUUCAGUCAACAUCGGUAGUUAUAAAGGACAAACUGAAAACUAAUGAAGUUCAUCUGAAACCUCCUACGAAAUUAGAAGGCUCUAUCGACCAUGACUUUAACGAGAUCACGACGGAAAACGCCAAGCCAAAAUUUAAUCUUAAAGAACCUCAUCGAUUCCAACCGCAACGUCACCAUAACACUAGUUCUAAACGUCCCUUUGAGGAAUCUAAUCAAGAUAGGUCGAGAAAAAUUAUUCAUUCCUCCAAGAACAUCCCUCACCCAAGCAGCUCAGCCAGAAAACAAAACGAAAUUCAGACUGGUAAGGUUAGACUUUUACCGUCCACAGUUUUCAUAACGAACACUUAUUUGACCACAUUCUUUUUCCCUGCGAACGAUGUUCCCACAUCUUCCUCAGUUCAGUCACGUGAAGUAGUUUCAACAAAAGUGAAAUAUGUUAGAGUUAAAGGCACUUCAAAGCUCCCGAUCGCUUCUAGCUCUGUCGAGUCAACGCCGAAAGCCUCUGUGACUGAAAAAGCUCCCACCACCGAACCGCCACCCGUUACUUUCCGCUCGACGACGGAAGCAGUAACUGAGGCACUCAGUGACAACGCAACGACCGUUUCAGAGACUCUUUCCACCGAUAAAGAUGAGAUGGAGACCGGGGCUUUCACAACAAGUGACUUCACCGUCACUGCUGAAAGUGAGGAUAAAGUGACAACUAAGAAGGGAUCAACAGUCCCAGUUCAAAGCACUACGGAGGCUGAGGACGAAGCGACCACCGAAACAACUCUCAGUCCAACUACAACCAACAAACCAGAAGAAGAGGAUAGUGAAGAGAAGGUGGAACUCAUUUUUAAAACAUUUUACACAACUUACACGUACUUAACGACUUAUUUCCAAGAGUCGUCAACGUCCGUGCAAAGCAGAGAAGUUGUCCUGACCAAUAUUCUGACCUCAACAGUCAACGCUGACUUUGAGUUGCGUGGAGCUACAGAUCCCGCCGUAGAAGGUCUAUUCGCUCGGACAGAUAGUCUAGUGGUGCCUACGUCCAGUGCCUCCCGAUCUCAAAUCGCACCCAGUGCCACAGCUGACUCGAAUGUCCGCAGUACAUCGAGUGCCAAUACUGGCUCUGACGAGCAAGUUCUAUUUUCCGCAACUCUUGACUCUGUUGAGCUUCCUGCUCCAUUUACACCGACUCCAACCUUGCCAUAUACCCUAGUGAGUUAUGAUGACAUCAAAACUUUUUAUACAACUUACACUUACCUUACAAAAAUUUAUGUUGACGGUGAAACCUCGCUGUCGAGUAGAAUAGAAGUUUUUACAAAAUAUGAAACACCAGCUGCAUCUCAGAGCAUUGAACCCUCUUCCGUACUAAAUCAACCAAAGUCUUCCAGUCUAGAAAAUGAUGUCAAAGAUGAAAAUGAGGAUAGAUACGAUGAUGAAGAAGAAGAUGACGAAGUUCUGCAGUCGACUGAAGUUUUGCAAGCUCGCGAAAAAGCAUCCCGGGCUUUCAAUUAUGACAUGACUAUCACUCGAUCUAAACCAAAUAAAAUUGUGGGGGAUGAAAAACCUGAAAAGAGCAAGGAAAAUAAUAGCAAAGAGGAAGUACAUAAGACCGACUCUGGGAAUACACUGAAGCCAAAAAUUGAACCAUCUGGUGUAGUUUCACGCAUCCAUUCCUAUGAUUUGACGAUGUCACGGAAACACCCAUCUCCCGCUAACUUGAUAAAUGAAGAUAAUUACGUCAAUGAAGCAUCCAAUCCGAAAAGAAAUGUCCUUUAUAACGAGACCAUGAUAAAAGAGAGCCAAUCAAAAUUAAUAGCCGACCGAAAAAUAUUCAAUGAAGAUCAGCUAAGCUCAGAGACAAGCAACGAUAGUGCAGAGCCACUGCAAAUUUCACCAUCAGUACUACUUCAAACAAGUUAUACGACUUUUACGUACUUUACAACCAUCUACAAAGGAAGUACCUCCAGUGACAUAAUUAGUCGGUUGGAAACUGUCACUAAUGUCGCAACCGAGACCGUGAAACCUACCGCAUCGGUUCAGCCUCUCGGGCCAGAUGAUAUUGAUGAACCAGUAACAUAUUUCACUACGUUCACCUACUGGACCACGCUGUACAAAGAUGGAGAGACUAUGAUACAAAGCAGGGAAGAAACUGUCUCUAAUGUUGUUUCUCCUACAACCUCCAUCAGUAUCACUCCAACCAAAACAGAGGCCAUAGAACAGACCGUAGAACCCACUACAUUCUUCACCACGUACACCUAUUUUACGACUUCGUACAUUGGUAAUGAUACGGUUGUGAACAGCCGAUUGGAGACUAUCACAAAUGUUAUCACUCCGACCAAAACUGAUGCUCCCUCCGGUAAUAUUGUCCCCACUCAAAGCGGGGAGGACAAUCUGGAAAGCGCAGCCCCAGCCCUUCAACCCACUGGUUUAAUCUCAACGAUAGUUUCAAGUGUCGUAAACGACGAUGCAACCACCAUAUAUUCAACUGAUGUUUUUGGCUCUUAUAUAGAUGGAUUAUACGCGCAACUUCUCGAAAGUACAUCAAAAAUUAUACCAAAAGAUAGCAUAGAGGCGACAGCUCCAGGGAAAAAUAUAAAACCAACUGGAGUCGUCUCGAUCAAUGAGGGAAAAAUUGUUGAUGCCGAUGGUAUAAGCACCACUUUCUUUACAACGAAAGCUAUUGGUACGUAUAUAGACAGUUUGUACGCACAAGUGAUCGAGAGUUCAUCGUCAAUACAAGUUGAUGAGGAAAGGAAACAACUGUUACCAUCUGAGGACCCGUCAACUUAUGUCAUAGGUUCAAAAGUACUGAAGACUGGGCUUGUGAGACUUAUCGAAGGAUCUUUGAUUAAGGAUCAUACGACCACUUUUUACGAAUCAAGAGUCAUUGGCACAGUCAUUGAUGAUAAAUAUGCCCAGAUUAUUGAGAGCACUACCAGUUUAAAGAUAGAUGCAACACCCUCAGCCUCGAUCGGUGUAUCCCCAUCAACAGUUGGAAAUGACAUUAUCACUGCUACACGAACACCAGGCCUUCAACUGUCUCCUUCGGCAGUGCUGGAAAGUUCAAUGGGUGAUGGAAAAGAUGAAGAUGCAAGUGACGAGGAAAAUGAGGAUGAAGGCCGAUUGUCCUCUAAAAGGAAGACAUUUACUCCUGUUAUAAGACCGUUUUCCUCCCGUGCAAGGCCUACCUUUUUACCCAAGAAGAAAACUUCAGAGACCGUAAGCGCAGCCACCAUCACGCGCGGAAUCACACCCACUAUCACAGCUACGCCAGCUGCUAAAACAAACGCAGGCGGUGUGACACGGAAUCGGUUCUCUAGCAACAGAAGUAAAGGUACAUCAGUGAACGCUCCUGCUUCUGAGGCAAAAGAAAUUAAACCGACUGCAUCGGGCACCAGACGAUUUAGUAGACCUAGCAAAACGAGCACACCACCUCUCAUAACAACUAGUGCUCGAAGUAGGCCAAGUAGUUCGUCCGUGAAAGCUGUAUCAGCUAGCAUUUCUCCCAGCAACUCAAGACGCGGGAGUUUCAAUUACCAACGAACAAGUAAUGCUCCUGGGGAGCAACCAGCUGUGCGAAACUCAAUUGUACCCAAUGGAUCGAGAUUCAGAAUAACACCAACAGGAUCCGGUUUUCGACCUUCCUCUACUGCAACAACUACCGAAGCAGUCGAUGAAAAUGAAGUAGCAGCAGCGGAAGAUUCUAAUGAGUCUGACCCGGAAGAGGCAGCAACUCCGUCAACUACCACAGAAUCUUCCAGAAGAGGGAAUCCUUUGCUCAAGUUCAGACGGCCACAAAUAACGACAAGAGCCCCUCCAUCCACAGUUACAGCAGCAACAACAUCGAGACCCACUACCAGAAAAUCAACGAAUUCGAGGGGCCAGAGUGCCGGUAGACAACCGACAGCUACAACAAUCCGCACGACCACUCAAAGUAAUAUCAGAAAUAGAAUCCCCUCAAGAAAUCCUGCAAACUCUUUGUUCCCAAACAGAGGCUUGUUGAAGAAACCUGAAGUUGAAGAGGAACCCAAAAAAGAAGACUACUCAGAUGAAGGAAAAGAAGAAAUUGAAGAAGAAGUCGAGGAACAAGCAGGAGAAGAUGCACAACAACCCGAGGAACCUAUAACAGAAGCACCAAGACGUGGUGGAAAGUCUUUUACAGCACCAGUACAAAUAAGACCAUUCAAUUUCAAUCGCCGCCAACAAAGGACCAAAAGACAAGUAAGUGAAUUCGGGUACAGAAAAUCCUCUAGGAGCUCAAGAUAUCAAGCCCCAGCCCGGAUCUCUUCACCUGAUUACUAUUAUUAUGACGAUGUAUAUGAGGUAUCCGAGCCACCACCACCUCCACCGCCCCCUAGGAGCAGUCAACGAACUUUCCCAUCCCGUUCAAGGAGUCAGAGCCAGUAUCAACAACAGCAAAUUCAACAGCAAGUGCAGCAACAGCAGUAUCAGCAAGAGGUGGUACAGCCAAACUAUCGGCAAGAGAAAUUUUUACAGCAGCAAGGAUUCAGUCAAAAAGUUUAUCCGGCCACAGCUUCAGCGCAACAAGGUAGGUCAUUAUUCACAUUGCGAGAAAAAUCUGCACCACCACCACCACCACCACCAACGACAGCAAGGUCAACCUCAAGAUCAAGAGGAUCACCUCGACGAAGGCCAUCCGUUGAAACUACCCCGGCACCGCCUAAACGACCGUCUCCACCGAAAUUAAAAACAUCGCUUAGGAGUCAAGCCCGACAAGAUACGACGGAGAGAACUCGGAGCAGGAGUGGUUUCACAUCCAACCGACGGACACCAAGUCGAUCUAGAUUCCGUGACCCCGAAAUUGACACUUACUCUCUUUUGACAGCAAACUCUGAUGGAACUAUUACUGUGACACAUCGUGUCCCAACUGAAGUGACCAUUCCAAUUUUCAACGGAAAAUUCACGGAAUACAAAAACGUGAUAACUGCAAAACCGAGCAUCGAAGUUUUAAGUCCUCGGCAAUACAGCACUGCUUUAGAUAAGAACGGCAAUUCUUACUUGCAGCUGGUAUCAGAAGUUACAGAGGCGUUACCGAACGGUGCCACCGAAGUUACCAAAUUCGUCAUUUACGAAACUCCCACCACUAGCGUUGCCUUCACACCUACGACCAUUCGCGGGAGGAAAACUUCUUUCUCUCACAUAGUCCCGAGUACUGUUUACGAAGUAAAACCAGAAGUGUCUACAAUUCAACCGAAAGUUCAAAAUGCCCCGUUAGCAAAUUUGUUACUUUCGCAGCUUCUUUUGGGUAAUUUGGGUCUGCAGCCAACUUUGAAUCCACUUUUAGGCCUGAACAAUCAAAUGCCAGCAACUCCCGUCACAGAGUUUAAAACGAAGACCUCUUCUUACGUAACGACUGUGACAAGUCAUAUCUCAACAGUCCUCCCGAUCACAUUCCGAGGGAAGGAAAUUAUGACGACAAUCGUUGAUAGCUCCACGUCAGUGAUUACUGCAACCGAAUUUGUCACAGAAACUGUAGUCAUUACACCGACUCCAACAGUGAACCUAGCGAAUCAACAGCAGCUAAAUACUUUAUUGCUUCCUGCUCUUCUCCAAGCACAACUUUUGGGUCAAACCCAAGCUCCCACGCAGAAUCCUUUGAUAGGCAAUUUGCAGAACGUUUUGUCACCUGAACAACUGCUUGCUCUUCAAAAUAUCGAUCUCACAACAGAGAAGCAGCAAGAGUAUCAAGAUAUAGAACAGGAAGUUGAUGGAGAUGAUGACGACCAAGAGCUUACCAAAUCUAGCUCUGGACGUAGCAGGCAAAAACCUGAGAAUGAAUCAAAAGAAGAAGUAAAAGUAUCAAAGAAAAAAGCUAGCACAAAACUGAGUGACAAAAAACAACCAGAACCGGUUCAAGUCGAUGCAAAUCCCGUAGAAUCUAGUGUGGUUACUUUGUAUGUCUCUGGAAAACGUCCAGGAGAGUUUAGCACCGUCCUAUCGACUAUUGGGACUAAUGAGGACAAUUCGGAAGCAGCUAAACGAAAAAGAGAAGUAUGGGCUGUAGAAUUUGCCGAUAGUGGGGAAACUAAAGUUAAACCCUCAAAGUUACCAGAUAUCUCUAGCUCCUUCCCGGGUGACGACGAGGAGUCAUCCUACCUUGAUAUCGAAAACUAUCUGAUGGCAGCGUUAACUGAUUCCGAUGUUCAAAGCAGCAUGGUGGAAACAGAAAGUCUUGAGAGCAUUAUUGGCGAUGUAAGCCAAGCAAAAGUAUCCGAGACACCAUCAGUAAAUCAAUCUGUGGUCAAAUCAUCGAUUGAUAAGUCCUCAAUAGACAUCGCAUCCGUGGUCGAAGAUGCAAAGUCAAACAAUGCAGUUUCGAAUCAUUUUUUAUCCAAACGCCCCGUUGAACUAGCUCCUGUUCAGCGGAAAGGCAACUCUUCACCGAGGAGCACCUUCGACGAGGAAAUCGCGCCUGACUACGAGCCAAGUCCUUUUUUAGGCCGUAGAAAACUCUUGAGCUUUGAAGAUCCGUUUUUGACGGAUUACGCAGAGGAUAUACCGGAUGGAGAACUCUUCAUACCAGUUCAAAGAGCAGCUCAAGAGUUUCAAGUCACAGACGUCGAAGAAACUAAAAAUCUCUACCCUCAAAACCAGAGGCCAGAAUCGUCCUCAGAAGGCAACAUAUAUAUUGACAAACCAACCACGUGGAAACCUAAAGAUACUUUGAAGUAUAGAAAGUCAAACAGACAGGAAAGUGGAAGAGCGUUUAAAACCAACAAAAAUGCUCCACCCGGUCCCCAGACUAUUGAUGAGGCAGACAUUAAACCAACGACUAGACGUCCAAACAAAGAACUCUCACGUCUACUUCAGCAGUUAAGAGGAACCUCCAGAAAAACCAAACCGGAUGUCGAACCCGAGUUGAGGGUACAAGAAAGCUCAGAGGCAACGAUUUCACAGGAAACAACUUCCAAAAAUUCCUCUAAUCCUUCACCCUCUCCUGAUUCAAAUCCUCGGUCAUUGUCACAAACCUCUUUAGUAGAUUGGCUCCUUGAGCCACCUAUACCAGCCCCUGUUUUCACCACAACAGAAUAUUCAUUAUCUACGAGACUAAGAACUUUUACUUACGUGGUUACCCGCUUGAGUGGUAACGAAAUGGUGGUAACUUCAUCUACCGAGGUCAAGCCGGAUGUUAAAACCCUAACCAUUGUAAAAACUCUUCCUCAGAUCCAAGCAACAGCUGUGUUCGAAGAGGGGCGGAAGUUCAACUUGGCGACCAAAGUCAUGAGCAACGGCGUGGAGGUGAUCGUAGCGGGCGACAAAAGCACACUGCCCGGCGGCCCGGAAAUCCUGAGGGUCCUCCCUCCGACCCCUACGAGACCCAUCACUCUAGCCCCUAGCACGCUCACCGACCACAUGAUGAUGCUCUUACCUCAGGGAUCUCAGAAUCAAUUGGAGAAUCAGUUCAUAACAAAAACCUACCUGACUACGUUCACGUACCUGACAACUUUCCUCAAGGAUGGUGCAACAGUCGUAUCGAGCAACGAGAAGGUGAUUUCAAACGUCGCAACAGAAGAACUGAACAAGAUAACUCCAACCCCAUCCCUGAAAACGACACCUAUCACCCUCUCAGCUAGUCCAAGUCUUGCUACCGGAGUGUUCCACACUACCUACACAUACUUCAACACUCUGGUUGAUGGGGACGUACCCUUGGUUGUGACAUCCAAGAAGACGGUGGCAAAUACAGUCACUGCUCCCCAAGACUACAUGAAUUUGCUGCAACCAUCAGAGCCAGCAAUCCAAACCACCAAUACUUAUUUAAAUACAGUAUCAUUCACCAAGACUCUCUCGGACAGUGGCGAUUUCAAAAUUGUGAGCACAGCUGACGUUUUGACCCAAGUUGUUGUGACAAAAACUGACAACAAACCAUCAGUCAUCGACAUUAAGCCAACUGCUCUCACAACUGAUGUGACAAAAACAUAUUUUGUUACCUACACUUACUACAGCACCUUCCUGGAGGGUACAAACACUGUUGUCAAGUCUAACUUUGCUGUUUCCUCUGACAUUGUCACUGAAAAGUUUUUCCUUAAGCGGACUGCAAACCCUCAGCCAACCUCUGCCUCCUCAAUUGAAGAGGUCAAACCAACGGAGGUUGCUAUGCUUCAAACAGAAGCUGACAAGUCGAUCAAUGUCUUUGCCACGAAAACUUACCUGACAACUUAUACGUAUUUCACAACGUUGGUUCAGAGUAAAGGUGAAAACAAACAGCCCAGUACAAUUGUCAACUCUCGUACGAAAGUAGUGGAAAACGUAGUGACAGAGUCACUCGCAACAUCUUUGUUGGAUGUUGACUACCUGUCGUCUUUGAAGAAUUCCCUGAAAAGUGAUGUGCCGAUUAUUGCAACUGCCACAUUGAAUGAUGGUCAGAAAAUGGAAAUAACUGCUAUCAACCAUGUCCGGGCACCAUUCCAAACAUCUUUCAACUUGGCUGCCCCCAGUUUUGAGCAGACAUCGCCCGCAAACGCUGCCCCAACUGAGCCAAUCAAAAAUCAUAAGAACAACACGAAAACAAAUCACAAGAAAACAAAUGCAACGGCCAUCAAUGAUAUCAAGAGUCAAAAUGCUUCAAAAACCAACGCCACGGAAACAGUCAAGAAACCGUAUGAAACAUCCAUUCUCGCAUCUUCCACAGUCAUGAAAAAUGGCGUGACCUUGGGUCCUGGUGCACAAAUUAUCAAGCUGACCUCCGAAGAUGGGAAUGUGACCAUCAUUCCGGUCUCAGACCCAGUUAGUAAGCAUCCAGAUGGAUCCGCAUUGAACAAGGUACCAAACUUGCAGAGCGGAAGCACAGGUGUAAAUGAACUGUUUAAUUUAGGAUCAGUAGGAGUAAAUGGCUUGGCAGCCCUUGCACCUGUCUUAAAUGUAAUGGCAGGCUUGAUUAAAAGUAACACCAAGAAAAAGAAUGAAACUUUUACGACCAACAAAUCAACCAUUAAACCAUUUACAAAGCUGCCUCCAGUGAGCACUGCUACAAAUCCAUUACUAACACAUACCAAAUCUCCAAACCGGUCACCAAUUUAUAUACCAGUCGGUGGUCUGGCAGAUUCAGAGCCAGGAGACUCUGUCGCAGAAGAAAGCCAGAGAGUGGAAAGGCCAGAAGAGUACAUCGAUGUAAAUGAAAGAGCAGGCGCUCAAUCGGUUAGCAGGCCAACAAUCGAAAGCCCUCUCCUAACAGGUGGAAUACCGAUCAGCCCAGGUCAAGUAAUCACGGCGAACAGUGAUGUUAUCAUAGGCAGACCAGCGGUGCAUGGGCCUCGCCCACCAGAAGGUGACAAACCGAUUCGGAAAGAUGAUGUUCCAAUCGGUAUGCUACCACCUCCAAUCCCAAGCUACACCCGUGACAAAGGCAUAGUUCAAAAAGUGGCAGCGCCACCUGGUCACAGGCACCCAACACAUCAUGACCUGAGGCACAAGUUACCGCCUAAACAUCAUCACCACCAUCACCAUGACUCAGUGAAAGAUUUCAGCCACCAUAAACCACACCCCAUCAACCCUAGCCGCAAGGAUAACGAUCUGAAGCAUUAUAUCAAACCAUCAGUCGACCACUACCCUGACCACCCGCGGCCAGAGGUUAACUCAAUCCCGUUGUAUGGCGAAAUUCAGCCAACCAAAGUUGUUACAGCUCACAUCGAAACUGUAUCAUUUGGCAAGUACCCGUCUGACUUGAACAACAACAUUGAGCCCCACCGCCAUAACUCAAUUCUUGGUGUUGAGCAUCCAACAUUCGUAGAACCAUCUUCUGUCGAUCCACUAUUGGUAAAUAUAAAACCACUCCAGGUUGCAAAUGUGGUCAUACCGCAUGGCAGUCAGACAGCGUUGAUUUACAGCGACCAGGCUGUUGGAAACGGUCACGGACCGAAAGGCGAGAUCUUCAAUGACCCAGCUCCUUACCCAGAGCCUGUCGUGAACCCUGGUUUUGUCGGGUUAAAAGUCUUAGGACCAAAACCAUCUGCUCCGCUAAAAAUACCGCACACGCAACUGCCAGCCACUCCAGUUUUAAACAUACCGUUAUCAUCUCAAGGAAUCCACAUUGGGUCUGGAACAACUUCUGAAUCUCAUCACAUUAUUCUGAUCGAUUCCAAUGGACAGCCAAUCAAUAACAUUGAUAUUGGAACUCCGUCAAUAGAAAUAUCCUCAGUUGGUGUUGGCAAUCAUCACUUGCCAACACCUGAUACCCCUCCAAGGGAGCGAACACCGAUGCCAAAUUCUUUCAGACGACCGGAGGUGGAUUUAAAUCGGAUAAACAAUCACUAUCAAACCUCUCCCUCUACCCCAUCGCAUCAAAACCACAUCCAAAAUAACUACAUUCGACCUGAUGCAGCUGAUGAUAAUGACUCAUAUGAAUCUGAAGAAGGUGAAAUUAUUCAAGAAUCCAAAACCAGACCAUUGAAGCCUGGACAAGUUCCUCAAGAGCUUGUUUCACAAUCUACUAGUAUGCCAAUAAAUCCUCCAGGGGAAGACGGCUCGUUUGAAAACAAAGAGGACAGACCAAGCCGCAAUGCCACCUUCCACCACGGUAGACCCAAUUAUGACAUUUUCUCAGAUGACUAUAGAGUCAAAACAUCUGUCGUAAAUGGCAAGCCACAGAACUUCCCAAAACUAACUGGCGAUUCACAAACUGUGUCGAUCGGUCAACAGACUCAUCUAAAACCUGACGGGACUCCCAUCAAUCCUAACCAACCGUAUCAGUUUAAUGGAGAAAAAGAGCAUCGAAUCGAACCGACACCUCACUCAUUUUCACAGAAGAACCAAUCAUUGUCCAGUUUUCCAUUUGGCGCUAAGAUCCCAAUGCAUGAAUUUGACGAAACUGUACCAACGAUGAACAUCGAUGAAAAAAUUCCGCCACCACCUCCACCGCCAAGAAAACCAGCUCCUACAGUUGAAACCAGGCCUCAUUCAAGUAGUGCUGAAACUAGAGACCCAGAAAAUUCUCGUGACGAUCAAAUUGUCGGUUUAUCGCCUCCUCCAAGCCCAAGCUCAACUCUACGUUAUCCAUCAGUCAACCACGCCAACAAGCGCAGACCACCAAGCAGGGUUAAACCCCGGCCACCAUCUGCACCAUACAAGUUUGAAAUUCCACAUGCCACUCGACCAAAACCCGUCAGUGAAAUACUGAAACCAACACGCAACGAUCAACCCCCAAAAGCUGUCGAAGACUUCUUGUCGAAAGUCAAGACAACCACGCACAAAACCACGGAUGAAAAGCCAGAAACAAUCAGCCCUGUUUUAGGAGGAUCCUUGACUGUAGAAGAGUCUUCUCAAAAACCGGAAGUAAUAACCGCUAACAGUAAGGUUGUCAUGAGCCAUGACAACAGUAUCCACAAACCUGGCACAGUCCAGGUUUCGGGAGCCUCACCGACACUCCAAACCGUGGUCAUCGGCAAACCCAUUCCAGAAGACUUGAUUGCCCCAACGGCAGUCAAGAAACCGGAAAUUACUCCACAAUGGAGCAAUGGCAUCAUUGUUGGCUCUGAAACUGUCUUCGAGGAUGACAUCCAUCAAGUAACACCCUCGAUCGAAACAAAACGAAAAGAACAACCGUUCAACCCACCUGCAGAAAACAUCCAAACCAAGCCACCAGUCACUAGCAUCAAAAUCAAACCAACAAAAUCUGUAGUGAGCCAGCAUAACGUAAUCAGCUUGGUUCUCAACCGGGAUGAGUCCGCAAACAAAUCAUUUGACGGGCCCUACCAAAUCCGUCAAAACUACCGACCAAAGCUGCCUGGUAUCAAAACAGGCAAUAAAAUUCAGACCCCAUCUGAUGAUGUACUCUUUGAGGAAAUCGACCAUCAAGUUGGAAUUAUUUCAGCUGGUUCAGACUCAUUCGGGAUGCCAACGCGCUUUAUCACUCACACGCAAACACUAUCUGUUACGAUCACUGAAACGACGGUCGUUCAAUCUGAAGGUCAGCAACCGUCAACACACACAUUGGUCUUAACAAAGACGAAAACAUCCACCUUAGUCGACACUGUAACUGAGCUCCAUACCAUCGUAAAGCCAACUCGGAUUCUGUCAACAGUGACCACAACAAUUCCAGUCCCGAUAAUUCAAAGUACAGUGGAGUACACACACCCGACGACUUCAACAACCCCUCAAGCCCCCGAACCGAAACCAGUUCCAUCGGUAGAAAAUGAAUCAAUAUUCAUUGUAAUGUCAGACAAGAAAGGAAUGAAUCAGGUGCCCAUGCCAUCUGAGAGACCCGACAUUCAGAUGCCGGAUGAGACCAAUGAGAUCUCUCCGAAUGAUGUGCUGCUCAGUGGAAUUUUGACUCAUUCUUCGGAUAACGAGUGUCGGCCAGAGUGCAAGGCUGCACGCAAUGAGCUGUGCCAAAAAAUUGAUAAUGUGAUGCGCUGUGUGUGCCGACCUGGAUUUGCAAGAAUAUUUAUGGAUAGACCAUGCAAGCCAACAUACACCUUCAUAAUGAAACUAGCACUGGAUCGGUUCGGUAAAGAGAGGAUCCGAUACUCGGAAUCGCUUGAAGACCCAACAGCGCCUUCUUACCACCGACUGCACGAAGCAACCAAAGAUGGUUUGGACCGCAUGGUAAUGCAAUCUACGUUGAGGGAUGUUUAUCAUGGAAUCAUGAUCAAUAAAUUUGAGCCAAUCAGGAAAUCGGAUUCUGCUGUUGUCGACUUUUUAGUUCAGCUGUCAGAAAAUACAGAUGAAACAAACUUGAGAGAUUCCAUUCGCAAGUCAUUAAGAACAACCAAUUACAGCCUUGGUGGAACGGAAGUUUAUGCGUCAAAAGAAAUGAUUCAACUCCUGCAAGCUCAAGAUUUUGACGAAUGUAUUGACGCUAAGUACCAUGAUUGCUCCGACCACUCAGAAUGUUUCAAUUUGAAGGGUACAUACACCUGCAGCUGCAAAGAUGGCUUCACAGACAUGUCGCACAACACACAGUUCCCUGGAAGAGUUUGCUCUGCUGAGCUAAUUGGUUGUGACGCCUGUAGUCACCAUGGAACCUGUUACACACGAGAUGAAGGGGAGGUAAUGUGCGAAUGCUUCCACUGGUAUGCUGGUGACCGCUGUCAGAUAAACCUCAAAGUUACGCUCCUGAUUCUGGUAGCAGUGGGAGCUUUAUUAUGUGUCUUGCUGAUAAUAUGCCUGGUUAUGAUGUGUCGGCCGCACAGUCAGGUCAGAAUACCGCCAGGUGCGGGCGUUGGUUUCAGGAGGUACCGCAAUAUUCGAGGCAUCAACCUAGCGCCAGACAAAAGAGCCAUAGUCAGUAUGGACACAAGUAGCGAAGAAAGUAUUGAAAAUACUCCUCCACCGUACAUCAGACAGACGGGAAUGAACAAUAGUCAGCAACGGCAGAAAAUGUUGCGACGUGCUGCUAAGUCAAGUUCACUUGGAAGCCAUAUGUCACAUGGCUCGACUCUGAGGAGCAACGUGGUGGAACAGCGGGACCGGUCGCUGACAGUAAUGAUCCCGCGUGCCAAGUAUAGGCCAGCCCCAGCGCAGCCAGGCUCUACGCUCCUGACGCUCUCCACGUUUGGACCGGAGCAAAAGUUGCUAAAUUACCUCUCGCCAGACGGCCACCAUACACCUGUCGAUAAACAGGCAUCUAGAAAUAGCAGUAGGAAGCCGAGUGCUUCAACACACCAGUCAGUUGAAUCUUCACAUCAUAAAACAAAGCCACCAGCACCUCGGAGGCCUUCAACAGGGGCAUUGGUGUCAGCUGGCUACGAAGUUUCUGCCACAGUUGGCAGGACGAGAGAGCUGGAUGAAGCAUUCAUGGGUGACCAUCAUGACCUCGGUCCGCAGGGCUUCAAUACAAUGAGAACUGCAGAAAGCGGCCUAAGUUUGGUCAUCCCUUCGACUCCGACUUUGAUUACUCAGUUAGAGGACCCCAUCAUAAAGUGUGUUGACAGACUGACUGUCUCAGAGGCACGAUCGUACGAUGAAACGACGAUCCAUCCACCAACCAAAAGACUUCAUGCGCACAGUUGCCAUUACGACUCAAAACACUCAUCUUCGCAUAAAACAAUGAAUGAUGAGGGCCAUACAAUGGUUGAACGAGAUUUAGGUUCAACAUUCCUGAUGCCACAAACACAUCUUUACAAGCCUGAUCACCGGGGGAGUGAUGCAUCCAAUUUUGACUCUCUUUGACACGAACCAAAAACAAAGUGGAUCAGAAAGUAUUACUGAUUUUGACUUAAAGUUGCAACUUUGCUCAAAAGUUACAAGCCAGGAGAAUCCACUUGUCCGGAAAUCAAGCCCUUGGAGAGACUCUUGUAACGGCAUUUAGUUUUUAAGAUGAAUAACCAGUCAUAAUGUAGUGUUAGCUCUUAUCUAGCUCAAUAGUAUUAAAGUAAUUAACUUAUUUUCAGCGCAUCCAAAUUGUGCCAAGAACCGCUCUAUCUAAAUCGUUUCACAAGAUCCAUUUUCAUUUUCCAGGCGCAUUUCGAUAGCGCUGAUUCGUAGCUUCUUGGUGCAAUUAGGAGGCAGCUUGUUUAUACCUCGACGAUUUAUUUAAAGUGACUUUCAUUUUCAAGAAUUCCAGGAGCCUGUCUCGAGGCAAUACUGUUUGUGAUUUUCAUGGGUUCUCGCCAAGUAAAACCCAUUUUUACUCUUUUGCCUGGGAAAUGGAUUAGUCAGUCAUCGACAUCAGUUUUUGACUGAACAUUGAAACUUGAAUCGAGAGUAGGAAAUUCGUUUGAUUCGAUGAUAUGUCCUUAGUUUGUGAUGUACUACACUUUAUGAACAAAUCAACCAUGUUCAAGCUGCCAGUAUUUUUGUAAAUGUUGAUCUUCAAAUCUUUCCAUCCACGUUACAUCGGCCAAAACCUCCAUUAAGACUUACCUGCCAGUUCACUGAAAAUCACUGCCUACUUUCAAAAUUUUAAAAAUGUUGGCCAAUUGUGGGUGUGAGCGGAAACGUCACUCAGUCGAGUGGUGGAAAGUUUCCUGUUAGAACGUUUUGUUUUUUGUGGUUAUACUUUCUUGCUAAAUCAAAUUUAGAUUGAUUUGAAGUUUAAUGAAUUGAAUAGUCUAUCUAAGUGUUGUUUUUUUCUUAUUUUAAAUUUUAUGUCUUACAAGUUGAUUUAUUUUUUUUAUUUAUUUUUUUUUUUUUUUGGAUUGCUCUAUUGUAUUGUUGAGGAUCGGAGCGAUUCGUUUGUUUUUACUUAUUUGUUCAGUUUUUUUUUCUUUCGGGAACUAUUUUUUGUUUUUGUUCUGAGCUUGAGGCGAAUCCAAAGACCUAGCCUACUUGGGAAAUAAAAUUCUUGCAGUUCUACUUUUGGACUACAUUUUGCAAUGAGACACUACAAUUUCUGGCUUAUUCUAGAAACAUCUUAUGCGUCUUCAAUAACCCUGUAAUCAUCAGUGUUUUUGUGGAUAAGCUCCCAAUUGCAAAAUGUAGUCCUUUUGUUCUUGAUGCCUUUUUGAAGAAAAAAUUGACGAACAAAUUUUCAUGGGGAAAAUGUAUCAGUAAAGCAUAUUCAUGUUACUUUUUUGUUUUUUUCUGUCAUGCAUUUACCUGUGAACAUAAGUUCUUGUACCUGAUCAGAAUUGUACAGUUGGUCUUAGUCCAAUUAUUUUCCAUCUUUCCUUAUUCACUGUUCUCAUUCUGUGUCCAUCAAAUCAGUGUUAUACUUCGAUCAUUUUCAGGGAGUAUGAAUAUAUUGUGAUGAAAGCUAUUUUUCCAUGCCCAAUUCUGAACAAAUUCUCUUUGAGUAAUAUGGCUGUUUUACUUAUUUACUGACUGACUAACUUACUCACUGACUCAUCUACUCAAUGUUCAAGGCUGCAAUUUUUCUUUUUGUAUACUGUAAGUUAAGCAAUUUUAUAUUACAUUUUGUCAUUCUUAUCUUGCCAAAAAACUCCUUUUCCAUGUUCGGCAUGAACAAAAGAGGCUUUGAUAGCCUCUUACGUCAAGCUUGGAACAGUCUAAUGUAUUUACUGUAUGUUACCGCAAAAAUCUUAAACAGAGUAGUUUAUUAUUUGCUUUUCUAUAUGUAACUAAUACUUCAGGUCCAAAAAUUGUUUGAGGCCUUGGUAUGACUCAUUAAGUUUCUGCGAUUUCAUAAAAUAACAAGGCACAACGAGGAAAGUGCUGGUAUACUCCGGAAGCAGUUUACGUACAAAAUAUAGCAGAAUCCAUCCCUGCUGUCUUUGCCAAAUGACGAGAAAAAUUUGAAAACAAAAGCUCUGGUGUGUUUUGGUGCAAGACCAAAGUAGAGUCAGAACUAUAAUUAGGGAGUAUAUUAUCUCCAAUUGCAGUAAACUGUUUUCAUAAUAAGUCAGCGCUUUAAUGUGAGUCAUUCUUCGGAAAGCAAUUGGUUUUUAUGUGAUCUCAAAACCUCACUGUAUCCCAAACAUCUUGAGCUUAUGAUUAUCAUCAGCUAGUCUCAAAUUGGGUUAUAUUUAGCAAUACGAAACUACCAUUUUUGGCUUAUCCUUAUAAGAACGUUACUGAGAAGAAAAACUAGUGGCAUUUGUGUGAUUUCUAAAAUGAGUCAAAAACAGUGGUUCCUUAUUACAAAAUGUAGUCCAUUUGUGAAAAUGACUUUCAAGGACGCUUGCAGAUAAUAGUUACAUAUACAAAGCAAAUCUAGGCAACAGUGUUGCCAUUUUGUGCCGUGAAAUGACCAGAAUUUUUUUCUACAAAUAUUCGGUUUCUAGGCAUAAUCUGGCAACACUCAUAGGAAAUAGAAUAAUGUAAUAGAACCACUGAGCAUUGUGCGUCUGUUCUUCAAUUAAUUAUAAAUUUGUAAAUAUUAGUUUAAUUUAGGUAAGGUUUUGUGUAAGUAGUCUAAUUGUUCAAAUUGAUAGGGUUCUAAUUGAAGCGUUUAAACUAAAGGGUCAGAAUUUUUGUUCCAUCCUACUUUUCUAAGUGAGAGGAAAUCGAAGGCAUUUUAUUGUCAAUUAAGAUCUUCUGACAGCUGUGGCCGCCAUAUUCUUGCGCAGCCUUACUCCAGGUUUUCUCUUUAAGACUAAUCAGAUGUUGCUAAAUUCAGCUAAUCAAAAAUUCUCAAAAAAUGGUGUAAAUGCUGAAAUUGCUUAAUUGAGGAGCUCGCUGAAAGAAAUUUUUGAAGUGGUAAGUGUAUUCCUAAAGUAAGAUUGCAAUUGAAAUUUAUUUUCAUUCCUCUGGAGUUCAUGCCAAAAAAGUGAGCUGACUUUGGGUGAAAAUGUUUCACAUCAUGCAGGAUGGGUUCAUGGGUGACCAUUGCGCAAAAUUUUAAUGCAUAAUAAAAAUAGCAAAAAUUCUAUUCCACUUUAUAAUUCAGCCAGUUGACUUGGCUCGAACUCUACUUAGAUUUAUGUCUUUGCGGUUAGAACAAUCCCUUCACUGUCAAAGUGCUUCUUCCACGGGCCUCUCUUUGGGAAAAAAGUAUCUCUGCUGUGUUUUAUUUUUGUGCGAUGUAACGUUAAGGAAAAAAGCUUCAAAUUUUUUUUCUGUAACAGUCUCUGGAAGGUUAUUUAAUAAUAAUUCCAACCACCAGUUAAACUAAGGCAAUUGAAUUCUCGUCAGCUUAGUCUCAGAAACUUAUGGGGGUUUAAUUCAUAUAAUUCUUAAGUGAAUGUUUCUUCCAUUCUGACCCUUUUUGAAAUUUUAAAUUCAGUGUUGCCAUGUAAAUUUUGAUUUCCCCCAAGGAAUGGCAAUUGCAACGAAACAAUGUGGAAAUCGAGUCAUCUUGAAAUGUUGUUAACAGAAUCUCUACGAUUCUGUAAAUUGAGUCAUAAGUCGGCAACCGAUUUUGUAAAUUUUAAAAUUGCCAUGUAUUUAUUUUGUUAAGACUUUGUAAAUUUUGUCAUUUAUUUCUGUAGCAAAUUUCAAGCCCACGAAUUCUGAUAAUUCCUCCUGACAAUCCUCCAGGAAACUCUGCUUUUGACUAUUUAAAGAAAGUGAAACAAUCAAGCAAACUUUAAAAUUUAUUAGGGUUGAUGAACUGAGUUUGACCUGCUUUAGAAGUAAAUCUUUGAGAUUCCUUCACAUAAGUGGUGAACAUCAGUAGAGGUUCCCUAAAUUUUUUCAUUCAGUUCCUAGUUCCCUCAAAAUAAUGACAUUGAUCAUAUCAGGGACCUGUGCAACAGGAGCGACCAAAUGGAGGAAACGCCUCCAGAUUGCGCUAGUUUUCAAACUUCAUGUUUGAAUAAAGUCUGUAUGUAAUUAUAAUAAUGUGAAGCACCUCAUCUAGGUGGUAAAAUUACACAACAGAAGAGUAUGAUAUUGAAAAUCAAGUCAAUUUUACAUUCCAAUUGCUCUCUCAAAAUUUUCCCUGCUUCUCUAAAAACUUUUGCCAAGUCAUUUUGGAAUCUGUCUUUCAAUAUCUAAGGUCAGUCUAUCCAAUACUGAAGUGUUUCUUGUUCCAAACAUUUUCUUCCACUGCAUUUCAACAGUGAAACUGCAGGAACGGGUACCUCAUUAAUGGUGUUUCAAAAUUCCUGCUCCCAUUUUAUUUCAUCAAAUUAGAUCAAACCAACGCUAUUGCUUGAAAUUUUCACCAAAAGUUCUUUACUUAGAUAAGAAAAAUCGGGGAAGUUUUCCAAAAAUACCGUUUAUUAUUUGUUCAUUUGAAAAAUUUAGUAUGACAGGAAGUCUAAAAACUGAGUUGCACUUGAUUUUAGUUUCACUAUCGAUUUCACGAACAGAGUUUUCUGGCAAGGGUCCUAUAUAAUGAUUAAAAAUUUAACUCGGAUCUUUUCUAUUUUUGACACUCAUUCUGUUAUCUUUAUAACAUUCAAGAAGAGUUAUUGUACCUUGUAACCACAGUGCACCACGUCGCAAUUGUGAUAGCAGGGAAUAUAUCUCUGAAUUCCACUGGAAAUUAGAACACUUAUUAGCAUUUUAUCGAGGAUGCGAUAAAACAUUAGAAUACUUUUUUUAGCUGCAUUCCUUUUUUUGAUCAAGGGAAAUAAAUCAUUUGAAGAUCGUGCCAAAAUUUUGUGGAUAUUCAACUAGUGUCAUUAUUUUGUAAUUAUCCUGGAAUAUUCAUAUUUUUGUACAGAGAUUAUUUUAACUAAUAAAUUUAUUGUAUUUCUUCA
Molecule: messenger RNA, 20402 nt
Organism: Bemisia tabaci
Lineage: Eukaryota; Metazoa; Arthropoda; Insecta; Hemiptera; Aleyrodidae
Source: RefSeq, a predicted model, not a curated record